GAUCGUAACUGAGUUCAUUGAGUUUCUAUUCGUCAACAAAAGAACUUGUGCCUCCGAGGCAGUCGUAUAUUCUAAAAUUGUUUAUAAGUGUAUAAUCGUAUUUAAAAACAUUGUCCCCAGCAAUUUGUUUUGUGUGAAAGCAAUAUGGGAAAGGCUGACGAUGAGCCUCCAUUAACAAAUCGCGUGGUCGAAGGAUCACAUCAAAAGUUUCCUAUAAAAAUAGCGAAAAUUGCUGCACACGUUGAAAAUGGAAGUACACCAUCAAACGAUGAUUUUCAAUAUAAAGAGAAAAUGUUUCGGCCGAUAAGCGGAUUUAACAUAAAAGAUUUGCGAAAUGUGGCUGGCAUCCACUUCGGCUUUUUGAUAUUGGACGAAACAAACGAAAACGAAGAAAAGAAAACGGCUCUGUGGCUUGCACUCACGUCAAAUUUCGAACUCAAUUAUUGUCACCAUAGAGAUUUUGGUGUAGUCGUCAGACGCUUUAUUCGUGAGUUCUUUAUCGUCGCCAAAAAAAAUCUAUUCGACGAAAAUGAGGACAUCGACAGUGGAAUCGAUGAAGACUAUAGCAAUAGUGUUACAGCAUUCUCGUCCACCGUUGAAAAUUUGUACAAACAUCUUGAAGCGGCACAUGCGGUUGAUGACGUUUCGGGACUUUAUACGGACGAGUACAUUCAACAUGCUUCGUUGAUGGUGACUUUAAAACCGUAUCAAGUCAAAACUGUUAAGUGGAUGUUGAGCCGUGAACGUGUGCCGAAAUACCACACGAACGGUUUCGUCGAAAUUAAGAGACGUUCGAUUGGGUCCGAAGACGAAUCGACCAGAUUUUUCUACAAUCCAAAAACAUGUAAUUUGACAACAGAUCCGGACAUCGUUAGACCGGUUCUGAUUCCAACCGGCGGAAUAUUAGCCGAAGAAAUGGGAAUGGGGAAAACGAUUGAAAUUUUGGAUUUGAUAUUACUCCAUCCACGACGACUCGAUAAACGUCAAUUCUCUGAUCCUCCAAUUGCAAAGGCGAUCGAAAGACCGGUAACUAAGGCUGAUCUGAAAUGUCUAUGUGUUCAAACCAGAAUAGUAGAUUCAAUCCGGUGUACAAAAUGCUCGAAAGUGCAGCAUCGAAAAUGUGUUGAUCAUCAAGAUUCAGAAAUCACGCCAGACGCCAGUUACAUAUGUCCCUGUUGCUGGGAGAAUGAAGAGCUAAUCCCAGCCAAAACAACUUUAAUUGUGUCGCCGCAAUCCAUCAAAAUGCAAUGGAAAACUGAAAUUGACAAACGAAUUCAGGCUGGAACGAUGUCGGCAUUCGUAUACGUUGGGUCUAAAUCCUGCAAAUGGAUAAGUCCCGCGAAAUUGGCAAGCUAUGAUGUCAUUUUAACCGACUACGAAACACUCCGAAGUGAAUUCGAUUUCACUGGACGCAACUCCUCGACACGCGUACUUCGAAACAGUUCCACCACCAUCAAACGUAAAUCUCCACUUUUGCGCAUGAAUUUCUGGCGCGUCUGCUUGGACGAAUCUCAAAUGGUAAGCGACAUGCGUACGAAGCACUCAAUUCUCAUAUCCGACCUGUCGGCCGUUCACCGCUGGGCUGUCACGGGAACGCCGAUCCAAACAACGUUGGAUGAUCUGUUUGGAUUAGUGUCUUUCAUCGACUACUCGCCAUACAAUAAAAUUGGACGAUGGCAUGAAAUUGUGCAGCAAUUGAAUGUGCUGGCGAAUUUCGAACCGAUUGUGUCUGUACUUCAGCCGAUUAUGCGACGCACCUGCAAGACCGACAGUAUUAUGGCUGAAAUGGAUGUGCCGAAACAAAGACAGGAGGUGCAUAUGAUUGAAAUCUCAUCGCUGGAUCGGCAUCAUUACAACGAAGAGCGCUUGAAAUGUAGUAAAGAACUCAAUAAACUGAUAAAAGCAUACCACGUCAGUACUCGAUUGACGACAUUAAGUCCAUAUGCUUUGGAACAGUUGAUGGAACCUGUACGGACAUUACGUCGUCUUUGUUCGAUUAUUCAUGUGACGGACAAACAAGGCAACACAAUUGUGAUGAGACCGCAACAGAUGUUAAAUCAUUUGAUCAACACUAACGUUUCGGGUGCUAAAUUUGAACUGGCAUCAAUUUUGUCUAAAUUGAAGUGUUUCGUCGCGUUAGGCACAGGCAAUCAUAAGAGACGUGAUAACGUGGCUGGUAUGGCAUCGGAAACGUGUCAAAAUUUGUUGAACUGGUCCAAGGACUAUCAAAACGAGCCGACUAUGAUUGAAUCGUUGCUGCAGAUUCAGGUAACCCAAUUCUUCGCUUUGGUGAAGAGACAAAAUACUUCAAGCAAUAUAGACUUGGCGUCACUCGAAAAGAACUUCUAUGGCAGUCAACUGGAAGCGAUCAUCCAUUUCAAAGCAGAUCGCCAAAAAGAUGUCGGCAAAUUGAGAGAUUCCGAAGCUUAUUUCCAAAGCAAUUGCCACAAAUGGGCUCACGCCAUACUGACUGGUCAGAAGUCGGAUUUACAAUUGUUUUGUCAAAUAAAAAGCCGAACAAACGCAGCGUACGAGAAUGUUACUGGCAUCGUCGCAUCAAAUGCUAGUGUUUUGAAUACUUUGGCCGGAUGGUCCCAAAAUCUGCUGGUUCAGCGUAAAAUUUUCAAACAAUCAUUUGCUCAGUUGGAUAAUCUUGUGAGCGCGCUCGAGUCUACUUCCGAUAAGGAGAAGCUGGCUGCAGAACUUUUUGCUAUCCUUUCAAAAGAAGCUACAAUUUGCCAUUUGAAAGACACUUUGGAUAUUUCACUGAAUGGUUGGACAAACGAUGAUGAUGAAGAAGAAGUUGAUGAACCGCCAACGAAAAGAGCACGAAUUAUCGAUUCGAAUUCGUAUGGUCCAACAGCAUCAAAAAAAGCAAAAACAGAAUGUACUCUCUGUUCAAUAUGGAAACAACUUGAGCGGUACGGUUCAUUCAUCAGCGACAAUGCGCAUAAAAUGACCAACAAAGCGGCACGGGGUGGUGAAAAUAUUAAUCCGUCUUUCCAAGAAUUCAUAUUGAAAGUGAUUUUACAAAGCAACGAAUAUUUGGGCAACAUAAAUACCAAAGUUGGCAUCGAUUUGUUGACUGCUCUGGAAAAUUUCCGAUUUGAAUUCCACGCAUACAAAAAUCUGUUGACUUCAAUCAGACAGAAUGUCAAUUCUUUCCUCCGUGUUCAGAAAAACAGACCACCAAAGCCUACAGUCACUGUUGACGUAACAGCAAUGGAUUACUGGAUGAAAAAUAUCGAAUCCAGUAAAGAGACCUAUUCUCGCUUGGUGCGUGUGAAUCGCUAUCUCAACUCUAUGAAGGAAAAUGUCGACAUCGACGAAUGCUCCAUCUGUAUGACACCAAUUGUGCAGUGCGUUUCGUUUCAAUGCGGGCAUCAGUGUUGUGAUGAAUGUUUCGCACAACUCCGUCACACCAUUUUCCGGAAUUUUGAGUGUCCGUUCUGUCGUCGAAUGCAACGAUCGGAUACCGUACGUCACUUUACAGUGGACACGGGUGAAAAGUUCACUGAUUCAUCGACUAAAAUCGAACACAUCGUCCGUGAAGUUCACAAAUUGAAACAGUCGGAUCCGAAAGUGAAAAUUUUACUGUUCUCGCAGUGGGCUGACGUUCUCUAUACGUUGAAAAAUGAAUUGCUGAGCAAUGACAUCGCCAGUCGAAAUAUGAUGAACACAAGCAAAUCAUUUCAAAAAAUGCUCGAAGAGUUCAAGGAUCCGCAGAAAAACAUUACGUGUCUGUUGAUGCCGUAUAAAUAUGGAUCGAAAGGACUCAAUCUGAUUGAAGCGACUCACGUUUUUCUGGUUGAGCCGAUUCUCAAUCGAGGCGAGGAACUCCAAACGUUAGGCCGGGUCCACCGAAUCGGCCAACAAAGAGAGACUGUAGUUCAUCGUUUCAUCACCAAGAAUACCAUCGAAGAGACAAUCUUCAAAGUGAUGUCCACCGAAGCUGCAGGACUUUUGGCAUCCGAUAAUUGUACAAUCAAAACGUUAUUGGAUUUGUUUGUUGAUACCGACUCCGAGGCGUCGACCGCCUAAUUAACGCAAUCAUAUUACUCUGAUCUCUAUGCGUCACAGUCGUACGUUCAGAAGUUUGUUUUAUUUUUGUAGCGAGAAGUUUUCUUUAUCUGAAUAUAUUUCGGUUUUUUGUU
Molecule: messenger RNA, 4154 nt
Organism: Bradysia coprophila
Lineage: Eukaryota; Metazoa; Arthropoda; Insecta; Diptera; Sciaridae
Product: E3 ubiquitin-protein ligase SHPRH-like
Biological process (GO): DNA damage response; protein polyubiquitination
Cellular component (GO): nucleus
Molecular function (GO): ATP binding; ubiquitin protein ligase activity
Source: RefSeq, a predicted model, not a curated record